This is a messenger RNA of Tigriopus californicus, 1205 nucleotides long. Its product is annotated as protein rolling stone-like. The transcript has 5 exons. Gene Ontology annotation, cellular component: membrane. Bases 280 to 1086 code for a protein of 268 amino acids. The record is from RefSeq and is a predicted model, not a curated record. NCBI's taxonomy places the organism in Eukaryota, Metazoa, Arthropoda, Copepoda, Harpacticoida, Harpacticidae.
GUCUAUGCAUGGAGUACUCCACGGUCUAUGACGUUACUUAAAACUCUCUUUGUUUACAAAUGAAAAGAAAUUGAUGUUAAAUAAACGUUUGGACAGGAUAUUACUCAUUAGCUUAAGGGGAAAGAAUCUUCUAUGUCAAUGAUCUUAUCUUAUCACUUGGUUGUCACUGACUCAUUUCACCCUUCAAAACAACAAUUUAAACCCUACUUAGACAUUAAGUAAAAUAAGUGGAGUCAAAAAACUCCUCGAGAAGAGCAGAAAGAAGCAAUUCAACUAAAAAUGGGGUUUAGCUGUUGGGGCGAGUUCACGAGAGGAAAGCUGUCCUUGGACCACCCAGAAAAGGAUCGUUUUGAUCGAAGUCAGUGGUGCCCUCCUGGGAGAGUGAGCACAUGGUACAUGAUGUAUCGAGUGUUUGUGGCUAUUAUGUUUGUUUCCUUUGUCAUUUGUCACAUCAUUGCAUUUCCCAUUCCGGAGAAGUGGAUCAUUUUUAUGACGGAUCAAGGAGUUCUGUUUCUCACGCUGCAUUUUGUUCUUUAUGCCGCACUGGUUCUGACCAGAUGGAUCCAAGAGCGAAGGAGUGGUUUGCGAGAGAACACUGUAGAGAGUUUGCCUUUGAUAUACAGGAUAUCUUGGGCCAUGGGGUCUUGCUUUUCCAAUGCUGCCCUAGUUAUCACCCUCAUUUACUGGAUAGCUUUGCAUCGAUUUGUGGAGAAAUAUGGCUUGUUAGAAACAUCGUGGGAAUAUUUUCUCAACUUUUUCGUACACGCUUUAAAUUCGACAUUCUGUCUCAUCGACAUAUUCCUCACCGAUCGACCUUACCGUGUUCUCCACUUCUAUGUCCCCAUUGGUUAUGGGCUUUUUUAUGUUCUGUUCAGUCUCAUUUAUUGGGGGGCAGGUGGCACUGGGUUUUGCAACGAAGAUGGUUGUGUGAACUACAUUUACCCCAUUCUGGAUUGGUCCGGGAAUCCUGGGAUAGCGGUGCUAACGGUGGUUUUGGCUCUGAUCGUCAUUCCUUUGGGCCAAUGCGUUUGGUUUGGACUCUACAAGUUGAGGCUGUGGAUAUUUAAUAGGGUGACUUCGUCAUGAAGUGCUUACAAAAUCCUCACUGACCAUUUCAUGUAGCAUUUCACUCACACAACACACUCAGAAAUGGUAGCAAUGAUCAAAUAUUAUUUCUCACUCUUGAAUUAUAAAUCUGAAUCUGA